GAUCGCAGCUGUUAAAGAUAUGGGGCCCAUUUUUUCAUCAAAUCAAAUAGCAGCCGUCCGUCCAUCACUGCCACAAAAUUAUCUCGACAAAUUGAUGAUAUCGCGACAAAAAGAGACUCAGCGGAGUUAGAAUUGGAUUAAAGCCUUCAUUAAUGGUGGUUCAGAUCUUCCACUGUUCCUGAAGACGAGUCGGGAGUUGCUUCUGAUCCUAUUUCCCUUUUGAUAGGGCUCCCAAGCAACCUAAAUAUUUAGAUUUUCUUCUUAUCAUUAAUAGACUUCAACCUUGGAAUCUGAACUUAACUGACACGUUUAUCUUUGUUUGAACUUUCUUUCUGCGUCUUCUUCUCGAUUCUUUUCUUUCAAACAACAAACAACCAUCCGUCAAUCUUCAGCUGAGGACCCAGUAAAUUUACACGCCAAAAAACGUAUUUUUUUUUGCUUUUUCAAUUGUAAUUUCGAUCUGGGUACUCGGCGAAUCGUGUUUCUGUUUGGAGGAAAAGCUUCAAUUGCUCCAAUUUGGGGUCGUAUUUAUAGCAAUUACUUGUGGUACCUGAGUUUUCCUUUUAGUUUUUUAGUUAUUGAGGUUUUCGAGGGUAUAGGGAUCAAAUUCAGUGCGUCCGUGAUCUGAGUUUUUCUCCUUGGAUCUGCUGAGUGAAGUGAAACGAGUGGGAAGAUGAGGGAAAAGCUAGGGUUUUUGUUGUGCGUCUGGUGCAUGCUCUGGGGGUGCUGCGUGGGUAGGUUCAUGGUGGAGAAGAACAGCUUGAGAGUGACUUCACCGGAUUGGUUGAGGGAUGUGUAUGAAUGUGCGAUUGGUAAUUUCGGUGUUCCUCAGUAUGGAGGAACCAUGGUUGGGACGGCGCUUUACCCGAAAGCCAAUCAGAAGGCAUGCAAGAACUUCGAGGACGUUGAUAUUUCCUUAAAAUCAAAACCAGGAGGUCUUCCGGUCUUUAUUCUCAUCGAUCGUGGAGAUUGUUACUUCACCUUGAAGGCAUGGAAUGCCCAACAAGCUGGAGCUGCUGCUAUUCUUGUUGCAGAUGACAAGAUUGAACCUCUGAUCACUAUGGACACCCCCGAAGAAGAAAAUGCAGGAGCUGAUUAUGUUCAAAAGAUCUCGAUUCCUUCUGCACUUAUUAGCAAAUCUUUUGGGGAUAAAAUUAAGAAGGCUUUAUCUAAUGGGGAGAUGGUUAACAUCAAUCUGGAUUGGAGGGAAUCCCUUCCUCAUCCUGAUGAGCGGGUUGAGUAUGAGCUCUGGACAAAUAGUAAUGAUGAGUGUGGUCCAAAAUGCGACAGCCAGAUUGAUUUUGUCAAGACCUUCAAAGGGCCUGCCCAAAUACUUGAGCGGAAUGGUUACACACUGUUCACUCCACAUUAUAUAACUUGGUACUGCCCAGAAGCUUUUAUUUUAAGCAAACAAUGCAAAUCUCAGUGCAUCAACCAUGGGCGAUACUGUGCUCCUGAUCCUGAGCAGGAUUUCAGUAAAGGGUAUGAUGGGAAGGAUGUUGUGGUUCAAAAUUUACGCGAAGCUUGCUUUUUUAAGGUGGCUAAUGAAAGUAGAAAGCCUUGGCUUUGGUGGGACUAUGUGACUGACUUUGCAAUCCGUUGCCCAAUGAAAGAGAAGAAAUACAACAAAGAGUGUGCUGAACAAGUCAUACAUUCUUUGGGUCUUGAUGUCAAGGAGGUAGAAAAAUGUGUGGGAGACCCUGAGGCAGAUGUGGAAAACCCAGUCCUUAAAGCUGAACAGGAUGCACAGAUAGGAAAAGGCUCCCGCGGAGAUGUGACUAUAUUGCCUACACUUGUAAUAAACAACAGACAAUAUAGAGGGAAGUUGGACAAAGGAGCUGUUCUUAAAGCCAUAUGUGCAGGUUUCCAAGAGACUACUGAGCCUACAAUUUGUUUAACUGAAGAUAUGGAAACAAAUGAGUGUAUGGAAAACAAUGGUGGAUGCUGGCAAGACAAGGCUGCAAAUGUUACAGCAUGCAAGGAUACUUUUCGUGGGAGAGUGUGUGAAUGCCCUAUUGUCCAAGGUGUGAAGUUUGUGGGCGACGGUUAUUCUCAUUGUGAAGCUUCUGGAGCUUUACGCUGUGCAAUUAACAAUGGAGGCUGUUGGAAGAAGACUCAAGGUGGUAGGACUCACUCUGCUUGUAAUGAAGGCCAUUCAAAGGGGUGCCAUUGUCCACCAGGAUUCAGAGGUGAUGGGGUCCAUUCUUGUGAAGAUGUGGAUGAGUGCAAAGAUAAGUCAGCCUGUCAAUGCCGAGGCUGCAAAUGCAAGAACACCUGGGGCAGUUAUGAGUGCAGUUGUUCUGGAAAUUUAUUAUAUAUGCGAGAGCAUGACACUUGUAUAAGUAAAGAUGCUGACACUGCAGUUAGCUGGAGCUUUAUUUGGGUUAUAAUUCUUGGUUUGGCUGCUGCUGGUGUAGGGGCUUAUGCAGUUUACAAGUACAGGAUCCGGAGAUACAUGGAUUCAGAAAUACGGGCAAUCAUGGCGCAGUACAUGCCAUUGGAUAACCAAGCAGAGGUUCCUAACCAUGUUUCCCAUGGUGAUAUUUGAAAGCGCCCACCGCUGUGUUACAAAAUGCUUGUCCCCCGCAAUUGGAGAGAGAGAGAGAGAUUUGAGGGUCAUAAUUGAUAUCCCCACUUUUUGGUAAAGGGUGUAAUGGCUUUUUCUCUUUUUUCUUGGGCAUUUUACACUGUUUAUUUUGAAGUGGGAAGUUUGUUUCUCGUGCAUCAGUUUAUGUAAAUUAUGAAUCGGAUUAUGCAGGCACAUAGAAUUUGUAGUUUAUGGAACUGAUAAAUGGCUGCUAUGUGAUGUAGUUUUAAGAUUGAA
Messenger RNA from Malania oleifera, 2824 nucleotides. Its product is annotated as vacuolar-sorting receptor 1-like. The transcript is spliced from 12 exons. The record is from RefSeq and is a predicted model, not a curated record. Gene Ontology annotation, molecular function: calcium ion binding. The coding region runs from base 674 to 2548 and encodes 624 amino acids. NCBI's taxonomy places the organism in Eukaryota, Viridiplantae, Streptophyta, Magnoliopsida, Santalales, Ximeniaceae.